Messenger RNA from Oikopleura dioica, 1212 nucleotides. The record is from the annotation of a GenBank genome assembly. NCBI's taxonomy places the organism in Eukaryota, Metazoa, Chordata, Appendicularia, Copelata, Oikopleuridae.
AUGGAGAAAGUAUUUGUGGAUUCGGAACAGAGAGAAAGGGAAGUUGUGACUGGCUGGAGCUGCACUUUUGACAAAGGUCUCUGCGAGAGCUGGAUGACGAAAGAGGUCCUCAGUGAUAGCAUAAAAGAAGAUAUCUCGUUGGCGACUAGGAUACUUGAUGGAACGAAACCAGGCAACUGUUUUUGGUAUCACAUUUAUGGGCGAUCGGGAUCAGAACCCUCAAAAUUCGAAGUUUUGAUCAAUAAAAAUCCAAAGAAUAAAAACGCAGAGGGAUGGAGCAGUCUCUUCCAAGUGAACACGGAUGUUUCAAACGAUCGUUUCGAUUGGAAAUAUGCAUCUCUAAACAUAAAACCAGAUUUGGAGAAAGAAAAGGAUUGGAAAACAGUGCUUUUCGCGCUUAUUGCCCGCCGUGGAGGAGGAUAUAUUCCAGACAUUGCCAUUGACGAUGUUCAAUUGAGAUCGGACAAGUGCCCCGAAAUUCCUCCAAGACAGAAAAGCGAACAAGAACUCAAGGAAAUCGAAAAGCGAAUGGAGAACUGGAGUCCUCUUGGAACAACUCCAGCUGCACCUAUUAAAGUACCUCAGAAGGAUUUUUAUCGACAUGAAUUUUUCACGGCAGAGUUCAAUAUCAUAACAAAAACGAAAUCGGCAAGAGCUCCCAAAGAAAAGUCAUCGGAGAUCUGUUGCGGAGGGAAGGCGCAAGCUAGAUACCCAGGAGCUAAAUGUUGCGAACAAAAGAAAACAGUUUAUAAUCAUAACAAGUAUGAGUGCUGUGGCUCAAGAAUAUACAAACGCGGCGAUCUAAAACGAAGAAAUGAGUUUUGCUGUGGAGCUGUUGCAUAUAGCUUUGAAACAUUUCCCGAUGGAUGCUGCAAUCAACAACUACUCCAGGGUGGGAAAAGCUGCUGCAGCGUUACCCGCUGGAAAGAGCGUGUUUAUAACGAACAAGAUGAAAUUUGCUGCGACGGUGUUUUCUCUGCCUAUCUUUACCAGUGUAAAAUCACGAAAAAGGGAGAAAGGAAAGUACUGAAGCUGACCAACGAUCAGCGAAAAGCUAUGUUUGAUAUUGAUUUCCCUGGCGAGUACCGAUGGGUGAAUAAAGCUGCAUUCGCCGCGAUGGUGAAAGGAACUGGAAAGCACGUGAAAUUGUCAGAGGAUGAAUACGAAGAUUAUAUGCAGUCAAUACUCUCUCCUGGAGCACCGAUCUUUUAG